AUGCCUCCAGCCAUCCUCAUCAUCCCCGGCUCCUUCUCCACCGCGCAAAUGUACUACCCCCUCCAAGACGCCAUCACGGCCCUCUCACCCGCACAAGAAACCUACGUGGCCAACCUGCCCAGCGCGAUCCGCAACCCGCCCGAACAGCCCGCCACCUUGCAGGACGACGCGACUUUCUUCCGCGGCCUGAUCGAGAAGCUACUCGUAGCCAACCACCACCAGACGGAAUCGGAUGAAUCCUCCAAGGACAUCAUCCUCGUCGCGCAUUCGUACGGCGGCGUCGUCGCCACAGAGGCCCUCCGCGGCGUGUCGAAGCAGGAACGCCUCAAGAGUGGUAAAAGCGGCGGCGUCAUCCGCGUCGUGUACCUCGCCGCGCAUGUCCCAAGGGAGGGAUCUAGUCUGGAGGAUACGGUCGGGCCGCCCCCUGAGGGGAUGGUGGCGGUGGGGGAGGACAACUUCCUCCGCUUCCUCGACAUCGAGACCAUCGCCAAAGCGACGUUCCCUGACUAUCCGCUCGAUUUGGCGUUGAGUCAGGUGCGCGCCAUGGGCAGACACUCCAACGCCAGCUUUACGAGUAAAGUGACGUAUGAAGGGUGGAGGGACGUCGCCGUGUCGUGGAUCCUGUGUGAGCGCGAUCUCAUCAUCCCGCCGGCCGUGCAGAGGGGGUAUAUUGACCGGAUCGGCCAGGAGAGCGGGAGGGAGGUUGAUCUUCAUGUUCUGGACGCGGGGCAUUGUCCGAAUGUCACGGCGCCGGAGGCUUUGGCGGAGGUCCUUGUUAAGAUUGUACAGGCGGAGGUGGCAGAUCAGAUGAGAUGA
Messenger RNA from Cladophialophora carrionii CBS 160.54, 816 nucleotides. RefSeq lists its product as uncharacterized. NCBI's taxonomy places the organism in Eukaryota, Fungi, Ascomycota, Eurotiomycetes, Chaetothyriales, Herpotrichiellaceae. The record is from RefSeq and is a predicted model, not a curated record. The transcript has 2 exons. The coding region runs from base 1 to 816 and encodes 271 amino acids.